AUAGACUUGUGUUUGUGGGGUGAUUCGGAUGACUGGCUUCAUGAAGGGCCUAUACACAGAGGCCGAGAUGAAGUCAGAUAAUGUGAAGGAUAAAGAUGCAAAAAUUAGCUUCCUUCAGAAGGCCAUAGACGUGGUUGCGAUGGUCUCGGGAGAGCCAUUGUCGGCGAAGCCAGCCCGGAUCGUGGCGGGGCACGAGCCCGAGAGGACAAACGAGCUACUCCAGAGAAUUGGGAAGUGCUGCCUCAGCAAGCUGUCCAGCGAUGAUGCGGUGAAGAGAGUGCUAGCUGGAGAGAAGGACGUGAAGGGAAGGGCCUCACUGACGUCGAAACCUCAAGAACCGGACAACAGGAAUGUGAGGGAAGAGGAGCCCAGGGUUCCUAAAGAUGAAGAGGGCAGAAGAAAUUCUGAAAUAAAUGAGAGAAGUACAAGCAGAGAUCGCAAACAAAAAGAAGAAUUGAGAGAAGAAAGCAAACAGAGGGAAAAAGAAAGGGACAAGGAGAAGACCAAGGAGAAUGACCGUGAUCGACAUAAAGACUCUGAGAGAGACAAGGGCCGCGAAGGGGAGAGAGAGAGGACCAGGACCAGGGCCAGGCCUGACAGGGACAGAGACAGAGGCAACAGGGACCGAGACAGGGAUGUGGACCGUGCACGAGAGAGGAAAAACGAGGGAGGAAAAGAAAAGGAGCGGUGGAAAGACAGGGAGAAGGAGCGUGAGCGAGACAAGGGCAGGGACAGGGAUAGGGACAGGCGGAGGGUGAAAAACGGGGAGCAUUCCCGGGACCCCGUCAAGGAAAAGAGCCGAGAGCAUGAUAAACCGGAGAAGAAGUCAUCAAGCUCCGGGGAGAUGUCUAAAAAGUUGUCCGAUGGAUCUUUUAAAGACUCCAAAGCUGAAACAGAGCCACAAGACGGGAGGAGCGUGCAGCGCGGGCUGCAGGCCGGAGGGCCCUGUUCAGCUUGUCGUAGGAGCGAUGAUUUGAGUGGCUUACUGCCUGGACACACAGCUGGGGAGUGCAAUCCUCCGGUCUCCUGUGUGGACCCCUGGGCUUCCUUAAAGCUUCAUUUGACGGAGGUUUCCAGUAGAGCACCCAGGUCAGUGGCAACAAAGACUUCAAAACGGCUAUCUAAAACCUCAUUGGAAGGACCGACAGAAGCUAAUACUAACUCAGCUAGUGUUUCAGAUGGUAACUCACCUAGUCUGUGGCGGGACAACCCCGAGCCAGAACCAGCAGUGAAGCAGAAAGGUGAUUCCCCUAGUGUUUCAGAAGGAGAAGCAGGACCCAUCAGCCAGGAGAAGUCAGAGGUGCCCGCGAACGCUGAGGUCCCCCCCGAGCUCCCGUCCGGCGCCAGAAGAAUUCCUCGGCCUGGGAGUGCCAGGCCAGCGCCUCCCCGAGUGAAACGACAAGACAGCGCGGAGGUGUUAACAGCGGACAGGACAGGAAGUGGUCAAACCGUCUCCAAUGUGAUUGUCGAUGUGCAGAACUCUGAGAACGAAGAGGACGACCAGUUUGUGGUGGAGGCUGCGCCCCCUCUCUCUGAGGUGUCAGAACUCGAAGUGGUACCCGCAGUAGAACUGGAGGAAGAUGAGAAGCACGGAGGACUCGUCAAAAAAAUUCUGGAGACAAAGAAAGAUUAUGAGAAGCUGCAGCUGCCACCCAAACCUGGAGAGAAGGAGAAGUCCCUUGCCUUGGAGUCAGCGUGGAAGAAGGAGAAGGACAUUGUUUCCAAGGAGAUAGAGAAGCUCCGCCUGUCCAUCCAGACGCUGUGCAAGAGUGCGCUGCCCCUGGGCAAAAUCAUGGACUACCUCCAGGAGGACGCGGACGCCAUGCAGAACGAGCUGCAGCUGUGGCACCAGGAGAACCAGCAGCAUGCCGAGGCCCUGCAGAAGGAACAGAGUAUCACGGACAGUGCCGUGGAACCCUUGAAGGUGGAGCUGGCGGAGCUGGAGCAGCUGAUUAAAGACCAGCAGGACAAGAUCUGUGCCGUGAAGGCCAACAUCCUGAAGAACGAGGAGAAAAUUCAGAAAAUGGUGUACAGUAUCAAUCUGAGUUCAAGAAGGUGAAAGCUAAAAAAUUUCAAAGAUUUGAAGUCAUCCUCAGUUUGAAAAUAAAAAGGCAGAUAGAAUAUAAUUUCUCUUUAACUCUCAAUUUGCAAAAAAAAUAAGAACAAUUUAUAAUGUUAUCCAGCUAAUUUUCAGAGCUUUCAAAACUGUAGGCACAUUCAGUGUAUAAAAGACCAUGUUUUCUACCUUCCUCAGGCUAGGCUGCUCGCUAGUUAUAAACAGCUCUUCCAGACACUGAUGGGAAUUUCUUUGCAGGCAUGUUCUGUCCACAACAGCCUGUGGAGGUUAGUUCUGUACUGACGUUCUCUGGCAGUAGUGCUGUUGGCAUACCAAGGCGAGCAGUGGUCAUAGAUUUCAGGUUCGGGUUUGGUGAGGACUUCUGCAAGUCAGACACUGGAUGAAGGGUGACUAUGCUUUUGGAGGCACUUUAUAAAUAGAAUGUGGCCUGAACAUGAAUGGAUUAUAUUUUUAAUCCAUUUGCACUUGAAAAGGGUUAAAAGGGUUUAUUUUUAUAAGGAUGCAGGUGAACUCUUUAAACCUCUUCAUAAUUGUAUAUAAUUCUUUAUGUAACUUUCUUAUUGGUUCCUGUUAUCUUUUGCUUGUGUUUCUAACCUGUAAGGUUCAUACAUUUAAGAAGGCGAUUUCGGUGUGGCCAUCAUGACAUUAUCUGGACAUGAGUUUGUCCCGGCCAUCCUCACUUUCUUUGGCAUCAGCCCUGCGCCUCCCCCGAUGGGCGCUUGUGUGGCUGGCUCUGCAGGAGGCCUGCUCUCCCAGGCCUGGAGCACGUCUUCCCUUCGGACAGGUCUGUGCACCUGUGCACCCGAGAGAUGGAUAGUUUAGGGGAAUCUGAGAAAGGAAGACUUAAAAGGAGGCACAAUUUACCAAUUUUUUUUAUAAGACCUUUUUAUGGGGGGAGGAAAUUAUUUUUUAAAGCCAAAUUUUUAAAAAUAUGGUUUAGAUUUAGUUUUUCAUUUACAUACAAUACCGUACAUGUCUUCAAGUUUGUAUAUAAAGGGUUUCACCAUUCAGAGAUGUACUUACUGGUCCUGAUACUUUUAUUUCUAGAUGCUGUAUUUAUUAUGUAAACCAAGGAGUGCUGGUUAAGUGUUGGAAUUGCCUGAGGAAGUUUUGUUUCUCUGAGGGCUAACACAAAUGGCACAGCUUGGAUUUUUCUUAGUGUGAUUUCCAAAAUAAAUCUUUUACUAAGGUAGUUAUAUGAUUUUCUAAGCUGAGUAAGUUCAAGAUCAGAUUACCAAGAUCUGCCAUUUAGAAACACUGGUCUUUUUCUCCUUUCUAAAGUGCACCGUAAAGUUCUGUUUGAUCUGAUUAUACUAAAUAGUUUAUUGGAGGCGGGGAGGCUUUUUAGCUAACUAGUCCUUCAUAUACGUACAAUCUGUUUUCUACUGAAUUGAAUGACUUAGCCACAAUCCCAAAUGGCCCUGUUUUGCUUCAAGAUAAGAUGUCUGCCCUUUAUGAAUUUGUAUAUAUGACUAGAAUUUUUGUUGCAAAAAAUUACAUACAUUGUAUGUGGGUAAAA
Messenger RNA from Myotis davidii, 3596 nucleotides. RefSeq names its product TRAF3 interacting protein 1 (gene IFT54). Gene Ontology annotation, biological process: regulation of microtubule cytoskeleton organization; cilium assembly; intraciliary transport. Gene Ontology annotation, cellular component: intraciliary transport particle B; centrosome; ciliary basal body. Lineage: Eukaryota; Metazoa; Chordata; Mammalia; Chiroptera; Vespertilionidae. The coding region runs from base 29 to 2059 and encodes 676 amino acids. The transcript is spliced from 17 exons. Gene Ontology annotation, molecular function: microtubule binding. The record is from RefSeq and is a predicted model, not a curated record.